AUGCUUCCCACUUCUCAGCAACAGCAUCCUCAACCACCUCUUCACUCGGGCAAGCACUUGUUAUUGGAGAGAUUAAAACUCGAUCUUCAUCCAAAACGAACUCUUAAUAGUAACAACAAUGGUUCCAUGACAAAGAGUGAGGGAGCAAGCGCACUCUCUGUUGCAAGAUCCUCCAAUCUCAAGCAAAAACAGUUACUAAGAAACAAUUCUUCGAAUUUAGGAAUGGAUUCAUCUGCAGCCGUAUUGAAUCGUUUGGAAACUCCUACUUCGGCUGUAUCGACCAUGAGCGCGUUUUAUGAAUCGGAAAGAUAUAUGUAUUCUUCUAACAACAAUGCAAUACAGCUGGAUUCUGAAAGAAAGAUACUCAUUGAUGCUUCUGGAUCUGAAGGUCUACACGAAACUGGCUUCAAUGGACAAGAUGUUUUAGUAGUCAUAGAAGAAGAUGAAGAGAAUGGAUCAAAGAAUCAAUUACUCAUAAAAGUGUAUAAAUCACAGCCAGUUUCAAACGGCUCAUUGAAUGGCUCUGUUGCUGAAAGUGUUCAUACCAUACCAGAGUAUCAAGAAAAACCCUUUCAUAUUCAAGUGUAUGCAAAGGGUGGAAGAGGAGGAAAAGCUCCAAAUCUCAAUCCAAACUCACUCGGUUCAAAAUCCAAAUUCUCUGCUCCUUACCUGUUUGGAGACAUUUCACCGACUUCAAAUCUGUUCAACGAGCAUUUUUCUUCGACCUCGUUCGCUUCCUCGUCCAACGCUUCCACCUCAUUGUCACAGCUGAACGGUUUCGACGGUGGAGAUGGAGGUAAUAUCACCAUUGUGACUUCUCAACGGUUGAAACAUGUCUUGUUUAACAUUGAGGUAAAUUGCAGUGGAGGGGAAGGAGGAGAAGCAGGAACUACUCAAUUCGAAAGUAAGCGAGGCAUGCCUCUAAGAGACUCGUUCCAGUUUCCUGCUGAAGUGCCAUUGUCCACUUCGGUCACUUCGAGUGAAGUCUUGACGUUCUCUCAAUUGAGUUUCUACAAUCCAACCAAAGAAGCUGCUAAAAUUCGUGACUCGCAUGACUCGUUCAUCGAUCAGGGAAUGGUUGGAGCAAAUUCCAUGACUGGAAAUGUAGUUCGAGGACUCGAUGGUCGAAAAGGAAGAGAUGGAUCUGUGAAGUUUGUGGUUGUCUCUGAUCAGGAUCCAGACAUAAUUGUGGAACAGUCAGUUUCCAUGUUCGCAUUGGAAUUAACCAAUUUUAGAAUUCAAAGAAGAAUUCCAAAGCGUACUAGUGGUUUGCAACAGAACAAGCAAUGCCAAGAAUUACAACCACCUCCACCAACUCAAGAGCAGCAGCAACCUCCUGUUUCUAAUACACCACAAACUCAUGGAAGAAGGCAAAAAGUAUUUGGUAAUCUCAUUAUUGAGGACGAUGACGAUGAGUUCAUUGAACGCCAGCCAUCACCUGAGGAAACCAAUGUUGGGAAAAGUGAUGUUGAGAGCACUACUUCUCAACAACCUGCAAUCAGUAGCGCGGAAGAAGUGAUACAAACUUCAAAAGCCCUUGCCCAUAACAUUGAAUAUGAUUUGGUAGACCUCGAUGAAUUUGCAGAACCUGGAUCGGAAAUUGUCAUCUCAGAAAUUGAGGUCAAAAACUUGGGAGGGUUAUCCACACCGGAAAGUUGUUUGUUCACCUUCAAAGGAAAUGCACUUUUUGAAUCCUUAGGGUUUGAUAAGAUCUCCCUCACUCCCUUACUAAGAAAUAAGGCAAGAAAUAGUACUUCGACGAUGAACGACGAUCAUUCUGACAGCAGCAAUCGCUUUUCCAUUUCCUCGUCGAAUGACUAUGUGAAAAUUCCGUCACUCAGAUAUGGAGAGACAUUUUCCGUUUCGACUCCUUUCAUUGCUCGCAUUCGUCGGAUUGAUAAAGAAUCAACUCACGAAUCAAUGAUUUCAGAAGGAAUUACGUCACCGAAACUCACUUCUAUCCACCAAGAAUGUAUGAUUAGUAGUGAAAUUUCACACAUUCCCACUCAAUCAUUGAAUUGGCAGAAUGCAACUUCAAAUGCAUACUCCUUGCAACGAGUCAUUGCCAAUAUUCCCAUUCAAUACCCAAUUGUGGUGAGCGAGAUUUCAACUCCAAAAACACUAGCCAUUGGUACUCAUUCUCGUUCACAACCAACUGAAAAAGGUUCUGGUGCGAUGAUUGAAGUGAAACUGAGAAAUACUUCCUCUGUUGGUAUUCACAAUCAAGUUCAGAUUCGAAUUCAAAUUCGGAUGGAUGAAGAAGCAGGUGAGCCAGCUACCGUGACUAGUUCUCGUCAAACACCUCAACAACAAGAUGUGCGUCAUGAACGAAGAGACAGUUCACAACUGUCUCGACAAGACCCUUCUUCCUCCACACCACAGCAGCAACCAGAAAGUUCAGCACCUUCAUCAUCUGGGUCGUCACAAUUACCUGAUAAGAGUUACUUCUUUGUGGUUGAGAAGGUCUCUUCGUUGAGUUUACCUCCCACUCUCGAAGAUGUCUCCAAAACCAACACUACAGGCGGUAAUUGUCAGCCAGUUCGUUCUGUUCUCUCAUCUUCCUCUCGAAUGCCGAAUAAUGCAAGAGGAGCUGGCAAGAAUGAUCGAUCGCUCCUCUUCAAUGAUCAAUUAUCAGUCAUUGAGUCCGUAGUCAUGACCUCAACGACUCAUCUCGAAGAAGAAUCCCAAAUGGUCAACACAAUGACGACGGAAGGUCAUGCAAAAAAGGGUCAUGACGAUGACUUGUUUUCCAUCUAUCAGCAACAGAAAGAACGGAAUGAAGUCUUCUCUCAACACUUGGAGAUUUUACAGCCUUACUCGGAAUCCUCAUGGGUCUAUCAAUUGAAACUCUUCGACUUGCACAAGAUCCUGAUGAAGAGAAGCAAAAAAAGAUCGCCACAAGAACACCAGACGUCUGGUGAAGGUAGUAGUAGUGGAUCAUCAUCUCUUCCGUUGGACGAAUUAUUAGGUUUUUGCCAAGGCUCCAUCAUCAUUUCCAUCUAUUACAAAGAUUGUCUUUUAGAACGACGAGUCAAUACUUUCAAAUGUAUUCCGAAAACCGUGCAACAAGUCGUUGCCAAAGGUUCGUUCUUGAACGCGUCCUCAUUAGGCAAACGUAGGGCUCAUCAUAACCGAUUGCAUCAUCAUCAUCAGGAAUUAUUUGUUUCAUCAUCGACGUCCAAGCCACUUUAUGAACGCUAUGCAGUCCUACUCACGAGCAGUGAAAAACUUCAGAACAAGUCCUAUGUCUUUUACAAACGAUUACUGAGAGAAUUGAAUUUGGAAUUAAUUGUUUGGGAUAUGGAUGAGCCCAAUAAUGCAAGCUCGGGAGAUGGUUCUCAUCAUCCGAAAGGUGGUUCCAUCAGCAGCACUACCAUUGAAAAUCAUCAAUUAUUGACUCUCUUCAAAGAUAAUUUAUUUCUCGUGACUCUCUUCAAAGCCCCUCAACACGACUCUACCAAUUCACAAUUCAAUUCACUGAUCGGACAACUCUUACAGAAACAACAAGAAUUUGAGAAGGACCGUUUACUCACACAUGACGAUGAGGAUGAAUUUAAUGACUCACAAGCUCCAACUUUGUUUUUUGAUGGUGGAAUUUUGUACAUUUCAAGCUCUCCAAGUAAUUCUUCAUCAUCCUCCACUCAUUCGAAUCCCUUUUCCAAUUGCACCACACCGAAUGAUUAUUUGAGAAAUCAAGUUUUGAACAAAUGUCGUCCUCCAGUUCAAAUGAUUGAACCAAAAAGUCUGUCCAUCAUUUAUCCAUUUGAGAAACCAAGUAAGAAGCUUUUCCAUGAAAAGGUUGAAAAGUAUUUGAGAAAGAAACAGGAAGAAAAUCCUUCCAACGUGAUUCAGGUGCAUCGAAAGGAAUGUUUUGAAAUUUCCAAAUCUAGAAUGCCAAGAAGGAUUUUGUUGGGGUCGUGUCAAUAUUCCAUUUUACCAGUGAAGGCAUUCAAUAGAAUUUACAGAGUUUCACUUCUCACAAAUCCUUCAUCAUCAUCUACCAAUUCCAAUAAGGAAGAAAUUGAGUUCACUCCUGACAUUUUAGAGUCCUAUCACAAAUUCUCUGUCAAUAGCAAAACCUUUGCCUUAGCUUUUGGAAUCAUCAUGUCCAUGAAUAUUGAAGCCAAAGUCAAUCUAUUACAUUCUACAAGAAGAUCCACCAACCCAAGUACGACCAGUAACAACCACAAAGGAUCCUCGUCCGAGAACAAGGAAUGGAUAUUUUGUGAUCAAGGUGUCCUCGAUGUGUUGACUCUCAAAGACAUUUCAUUGUUUGCAUUGUGUCAUGACAUUAUACAGGAAUUAGCUCUUCGUGACUGCUCGUUUGAAAGAUUUGAACGACUCAUACAGGCCGUUCUGAAAUGUUUCUACACAUCUUCGACAAGUACCAGCAGUAGUAGCAAUCAUCAGACGGAUCGAAGAGGAGCCUCUGGCAGCAACUCUCGUUCCAAACAAAAAUCCAAUACUGCAACAGAGUCGAGCUCCACUGGAAUCUCGAAAGAAACAUCACUCCUAGAAGAAUUCUUGCAACAUGUUAAACUCUUUUUGGAUGUCUUGAAAGGAGAAGUUCAAACAAGACUCAAAAAGACAGACAAAAUCAUGACACAGAGAAAACGAGAGUUUUUAAAACUCCAUACUCAACUUCGAAAGCAUCUCAUUGAAAAGUGCCGUUCCAUGGUAGAUUCGAGUCGCAACAAGGGAUCUUCCAAGAGAUUAUAUCGAAUGCUUGGUGGAGAAGCUCUCUACAUGAAACGAAAACAAUUUGGAACGAUUUGUAAAUAUUUGAAUGGAUUCUUGAGUGGCUCUGGCAAUGGUGUUGGAACAUCAUCCAAUAGUCAUAGUCAUUGGAAUAUGUUUGCUACUGGAAAUUCUUCGAGAAUGGAAAUUCCAUUGUUGUACAAGUGGAAUUUGGAAAAGGUCUUUGCAGGAGGAAGCACAAAUUCAAGUAACCCAUUGAACACUAGCAGCAGCAGUACUAAAAAUCCACAGAAGAGUACUCAGGAAGAGGAAGAUCAAUAA
Messenger RNA from Naegleria lovaniensis, 5019 nucleotides. RefSeq lists its product as uncharacterized. Bases 1 to 5019 code for a protein of 1672 amino acids. The transcript has 4 exons. NCBI's taxonomy places the organism in Eukaryota, Heterolobosea, Eutetramitea, Acrasida, Naegleriidae. The record is from RefSeq and is a predicted model, not a curated record.